AUGUCGCAUUCCAUAGCCUAUGGUCAGCUUCGAGUUCUCACCGCAGACCAGGGCGUCUACGUCUUUCCGUCAGAUGAGAAGAGGAAAGAGCUCGGUCUAGGUCCAGUGCAAGAGAAUGAGGUUGCAGAGAUAAGGGUCAUCCGAGACACCUUUUGGUUGAGAUUGGUCACUUUGGGUGACCUCGGAUUCGCAGAAGCGUACAUGGCGGGAGAUUGUGAGGUGUCCGACUUGGUCCAAGUGUUCAAGAUCUUUAUCCGAUCUCGGCCCGCCCUUCAAGCCGCUAAGAGCAACAUCUCAGGCGUUUCGACCAUUCCUUCUCGGAUCUUCUCCCUCGUGACCUCCCUGACUAAUUCACGAUUCGCCAACACCCUGUCCAACUCGAUGUCAAACAUUCGGGCGCACUAUGACCUCUCCAAUGGCAUGUUCUCAUCCUUCCUCAGUGAAGACAUGACCUACUCAUGUGCCAUCUUCCCGGAACUCGAUGCCGAUCUCCGAGAAGCUGGAAAAUCAAGUAUGGGAGAGCUGAACGGUGCUCUGGGUCUGACGAGAAUCACCAACGGUCACCCUUCAACGCCUCAGAAGAAGAAGAGCACGAGCAAGGUGGAAGAUACAGAGGGGGAUGAGCUUUACGAGGCUCAGAUUGCCAAAUUAAGACACAUCAUCAAAAAGGCCGAUAUCCGAGCAGGACACCGUGUUCUCGAGAUUGGGAGUGGGUGGGGAUCUAUGGCUAUCGAGACCGUUCGGAUGACUGGUUGCACCGUUGACACGCUUACUCUGUCUAUCGAGCAGAAGAAAUUGGCCGAGGACAGGAUCAAGGCAGCUGGGCUCGCAGGCCGAAUCAGAGUAUGGUUGAUGGACUACAGAGCCACGCCCGAGAGCUGGAAGGGAGCUUUUGACCGUGUCGUGUCGAUCGAAAUGCUAGAGGCGGUGGGCAAAGACUUCAUCGCGGGUUACUUUGGUGUCAUCGAUUCAGUCUUGAACCAGAACGGGGCGGCCUGUGUCCAGGUCAUCACGAUCCCAGAAUCGAGAUUCGAUGCAUACCAACAAGAGGUCGACUUUAUCCGAAAAUGGAUCUUCCCAGGUGGUUUCCUACCAACUGUCUCGUUCACCGUGGAUGCGAUUCACAAAGGUGCGCACAACAAUCUUGUGGUAGACAGCAUUUCAAACAUCGGACCACACUAUGCUCGGACGCUUCGAGAGUGGCGCCGUCGAUUCUUGGCCUCCUUCAACGAUCGUAUAGGUCCCGCUAUGCGUGCUGAGCAUCCCGAAAUGACAGAUGCGGAUAUCGAGGUGUUCAAGCGAAAGUGGAUCUACUAUUUCUGCUACUGCGAAGUUGGGUUCUCGGAACGCGUGCUGGGUGACCAUAUCAUCACCAUGGUACGAGAGGGAAGUUCAGAGUAUGGAUGCAACGUCUACGACUAG
Messenger RNA from Kockovaella imperatae, 1422 nucleotides. RefSeq names its product S-adenosyl-L-methionine-dependent methyltransferase. Lineage: Eukaryota; Fungi; Basidiomycota; Tremellomycetes; Tremellales; Cuniculitremaceae. Bases 1 to 1422 code for a protein of 473 amino acids. Gene Ontology annotation, biological process: lipid biosynthetic process. The transcript is spliced from 9 exons. The record is from RefSeq and is a predicted model, not a curated record.